Messenger RNA from Phlebotomus argentipes, 2545 nucleotides. RefSeq names its product protein 5NUC-like. The record is from RefSeq and is a predicted model, not a curated record. Gene Ontology annotation, cellular component: plasma membrane. Gene Ontology annotation, molecular function: nucleotide binding; metal ion binding; 5'-nucleotidase activity. Gene Ontology annotation, biological process: AMP catabolic process. Bases 738 to 2480 code for a protein of 580 amino acids. The transcript has 4 exons. NCBI's taxonomy places the organism in Eukaryota, Metazoa, Arthropoda, Insecta, Diptera, Psychodidae.
GUUUGCAGUGAUUCUCAAGCAAUUGUGCUUGAUAAGGUUCAAAUGCCACACAAUAGAAGAUUGAGGAGAUUUGCAAACAGUGCAAUAUUAUGCUUUAUCAGUUAAAGCAACUUCCUCGUCGCACGUGAAAAAGCAUUUUACGAUGAUUUACAGAGAAUUCAUUGUCACUUUACUUAGUUUUUCCAACUAUAAAACACUUAAGAAUUUCAAGGAGAAUCGUAAAAAAUAUCACGAUUUCGAAUUUCGGACUUAUAACUCCAUCAUUAAUUCCAUUCGAUCUGCAAUCUGUGAAAGAAACUUCCGUCCGACAACUUCUGAUGCCCUUUGCAUUGAAAAUGCACCACAACUCUGGUCCUUGAUUUGUGCUCUCUUCGAAGAAAAUCCCUCGUCUUGCGCUUAUCUCGAGACCAUUCCUGCGGGCGGUCGUUUGAGAAGCACUGCCAGUGGGCAAUAAACCUGCCCUACACGAUCCAGUGCUGAUACACCAGCAAAAAUUGCCGUGUGCGACUCUCGAGGAGCGACUGUAAGGCCGAGACGGUGAGACCGAAGCCAGUGAAAUCUCUUCAGUCGCUGCCGAUCAGUCGUGAGCUGCGGAGCUGUCGUGUCUCACUGGUGCUCGUCUUUAUCAGCAAAAACGAAAUUGGAGAAACGCACCAAAAGUUUAUUUCGUGGCGCAAGUGUUGAACAACUUCUGGAAUACCUGGAGAGGUGAUCUUCUGAGCAAAUAUUUAGGUGCGAUGUUUCUCGCCAAGCCGUUGCUCUUGCUGUCCCUGGUGGGCCUCGUGCGGCUGGCACCGUUCCAAGAGGGCAACUAUGAGCUCAUCAUUCUGCACAACAACGACAUGCACGCGCGCUUCGACCAAACUAAUGCUCAGAGCAACGCGUGUCGGCAGCAGGAGGAGCUGGACUCCAAGUGCUACGGCGGCUUCGCUAGAGUCGCCACAAUAGUGCGAAAGUAUCGCGCUGAUAACAACAACGUCCUGUUCCUCAACGCCGGCGACACGUACACGGGAACUCCGUGGUUCACGCUCUACAAUAACGUGAUCUCGUCGGAGAUGAUGAACAUCCUACAUCCGGACGCAAUUUCGCUAGGAAACCACGAGUUCGACAAUGGUGUGGAUGGAUUGGUGCCAUUCCUCAACAGCGUAGAAUUUCCCGUCCUCGCGGCGAAUCUGGACCUCUCGCAGGAGCCCACAAUGGCCGCAGCGGCUUCGCUGAAGCCCUCGACUGUGUUCACAGUGGCUGGGCACAGAAUCGGCGUGAUUGGCUACCUCACGCCGGACACGAAGUUCCUCUCGGCCGCCAACAAGGUGGAGUACAUCCCUGAGAUCACGGCCAUCAACCAGGAGGCGCAGAAGCUGCGCAGCGACGGCGUGGAGGUCAUAAUUGCCCUAGGCCACUCUGGCCUCACGCAGGAUCGCGAAAUUGCGCGCAAUUGUCCAGAUGUGGACAUCGUCAUUGGUGGGCAUUCACACACCUUCCUCUACGCCGGCGAUCAUCCAGACAUCGACGUGCCUGAGGACGUCUAUCCGGUGGUUGUGACGCAGGCCAGCGGCAAGCAAGUGCCCGUCGUCCAGGCGUAUGCCUACACAAAAUACCUUGGCUACCUCAAGAUCAUGCUCAACGCCACGGGCAGCAUCGUGGACUGGGACGGUCAGCCGAUCCUCCUCGACUCCUCCGUGCCGCAGGACACGGACGUCCUGGCGGCGCUGCAGAAGUACCGCGCCGGCGUGGAGGAGUACGGAAGUCGCGUGGUUGGCGUGUCAAGAGUGGUUCUCGAUGGCGCUUCGCGUUCCUGUCGCUUCCACGAGUGCAACAUGGGCAAUCUCAUCACGGACGCCUUCGUGCACGCCAACGUCGUGAGCCACCCUAACAGCCACACCGCCUGGACGGACGCCAGCAUUGGACUGUACCAGGGCGGCGGGAUUCGGGCGCCGAUUGAUCCCACGGCCGCCGAGGGCAACAUCACGCGACUCGAACUGGACAACGUCCUGCCCUUCGGCAACACACUGUACGUUGUGCCGGUGCCUGGAAGUGCUCUGAAGGAGGCUCUCGAGCACUCCGUGCAUCGCUAUGCAAACGACACCGGCUAUGGCGAAUUCCUGCAGAUGUCCGGCAUUCAAGUGGUCUUCGAUCUUGACCAGGAGAGUGGAUCGCGAGUGGAAUCCGCGCAAGUGCUCUGCAACGAGUGCAUUGUCCCCAAAUACGAGCCUCUGGACAAUUCGCGGACGUACAAUGUAAUCAUGACGAACUUCAUGAAGGACGGCGGCGAUGGAUAUGCCAUGUUUAAGUCUCUGCCCAUCGCAAAGACCCUUCCUGCCGGGGAUAUCAACAGCGUGGACACGUACAUCGAAAGAAUGAGCCCCAUUUUCCCGGCUGUCGAGUGGAGGAUCACAGUUAAGGGCUCCUCAGCCAGUCUGGCGAGCAUCUCCGGAGUGCUGCUCCUCGUCAUGUUAGUCAUUCAAGUCCUUUCAAGGUGAUCUCAAGCCGAUGUAGGAUAAAAUCUGUAAAUAAAUCCAGUGCAAAGAAGGGCAGUGAUAAGAAA